AUGGCAAGGUUCUUCCUCAUUAUGGCAUUAGCCAUGGCUCUGGCCACCACUCUUGCCUUCGCAACGACUGAUACAAAUGAAGAAACUCUGACCACGACUUCGUCUUCUGACGAAGUCUCUUCAGAAGAUGAAUCAUCCCCCGUUAGAGGCAUGAGCCGUAUCCUCGCCCGGUACAAGCCGAGAGCCACCAUGACAUGCGACAGGUAUCCCAGGAUUUGCCGUGAUAAGGAAAGCUCUGGCCCGGACUGCUGCAAGAAGAAGUGUGUGAACGUGAUGAAGGACAACCUCAAUUGCGGGCAAUGCGGGCUGAGGUGCCGUUAUGGGACAACAUGCUGUGGCGGAAGAUGCGUUUAUGUGAUGUUCGACCACAGCAACUGCGGGAGUUGCAAGAAUAGAUGCAAGAAGGGAAGCUUCUGCUCAUAUGGGAUGUGCAACUAUGCUUAA
Messenger RNA from Phoenix dactylifera (date palm), 444 nucleotides. Lineage: Eukaryota; Viridiplantae; Streptophyta; Magnoliopsida; Arecales; Arecaceae. The record is from RefSeq and is a predicted model, not a curated record.